Molecule: messenger RNA, 3508 nt
Organism: Propithecus coquereli (Coquerel's sifaka)
Lineage: Eukaryota; Metazoa; Chordata; Mammalia; Primates; Indriidae
Gene: PPP4R3A
Product: SMEK homolog 1, suppressor of mek1 (Dictyostelium)
Exons: 14
Coding region: 587-2743 (718 amino acids)
Biological process (GO): DNA damage response; protein dephosphorylation
Cellular component (GO): nucleoplasm; protein phosphatase 4 complex
Molecular function (GO): protein phosphatase activator activity
Source: RefSeq, a predicted model, not a curated record
CGGCAGCGGCAGAGCGAAAGCGACUUCCAAUAGCCAAGGGUGCUCUGGCGGCCGAGGGCCUUCAGAGUUUCCCGGGCAGUGGUAGCACUUGCAGCAGGAGCAGGCGCUCGCGGGCUUUGGACAUUAGACGCCGGGGGAGCGGAGCGGAGCUGGCGGUGGCAGAGCCAGGUACAAGGAAGGAAAACAUGGCGGCGGCGGCGGCCUAAGGAGGCGGUGGAGGCGCGGGAAGCGGCUUCGCGGGGAUCAUGGCGGAGGCGGGAGCAGGGCAGUGACCGAAACCUCGAGUUCCUAGCGCGGCGAGCCAGGAGACUACGAGGCGCUGCGCGCCCCCCUCGGGGCUGCUGGGCUGCCGCGCUCGCUGGGCCUGGACAAUAGCGUCGAGGAGUCGGAGGCGAGGAAAGGCGGCGGCCCAGAGCUCCGGCCCGGUAGCGGGCCAUGCAGGCGGCCGCGCGGCCCCGCGGAAGCCAGCGGCGGCAGUGAGGCCGGGUAGUCCUCCGCUUACGGGCGCCCUCCCGCCUCGGCUCCCGCCUCUCCCGGACCCCCGUCUUGGGCGUCUCCGGCGGGGCCCCGGCCCCCGGGCGGCACGAUGACCGACACCCGGCGGCGGGUGAAGGUUUACACGCUCAACGAGGACCGCCAGUGGGACGAUCGGGGCACCGGGCAUGUGUCGUCCGGCUACGUGGAGCGGCUGAAGGGCAUGUCCCUGCUUGUCAGGGCCGAGAGCGAUGGUUCUCUACUUUUAGAGUCCAAAAUAAAUCCUAACACUGCAUACCAGAAACAACAGGAUACUCUGAUUGUGUGGUCUGAAGCAGAAAAUUAUGACUUGGCUCUUAGCUUUCAAGAAAAAGCUGGAUGUGAUGAAAUUUGGGAGAAAAUAUGUCAGGUUCAAGGGAAGGACCCUUCAGUGGACAUCACUCAGGACCUUGUGGAUGAAUCUGAAGAGGAACGCUUUGAUGAUAUGUCAUCUCCAGGUUUAGAAUUGCCAUCUUGUGAAUUAAGUCGCCUGGAGGAAAUUGCAGAACUUGUGGCAUCAUCUUUACCUUCCCCUCUUCGUCGUGAAAAACUUGCACUGGCACUGGAAAAUGAGGGUUAUAUUAAAAAACUCUUAGAGCUUUUUCAUGUGUGUGAGGAUUUGGAAAAUAUUGAAGGACUGCACCACUUGUAUGAAAUUAUCAAAGGCAUCUUCCUCUUGAAUCGAACUGCUCUUUUUGAAGUUAUGUUCUCUGAGGAAUGUAUAAUGGACGUCAUUGGAUGUUUAGAAUAUGAUCCUGCUUUAUCUCAACCACGAAAACACAGGGAAUUUCUAACAAAAACAGCCAAGUUUAAAGAAGUGAUUCCCAUAUCAGAUCCUGAGCUGAAACAAAAAAUUCAUCAAACAUACAGAGUUCAGUAUAUACAAGAUAUGGUUCUACCUACCCCUUCAGUCUUUGAAGAAAACAUGUUGUCAACACUUCACUCCUUUAUCUUUUUCAAUAAGGUAGAAAUUGUUGGUAUGUUACAGGGCAUGGAUGAUACACAGGUGCGAAGUGCUGCUACUGAUAUAUUCUCAUACUUGGUUGAAUAUAAUCCAUCCAUGGUGCGAGAGUUUGUCAUGCAGGAGGCACAACAGAAUGAUGAUGAUAUUUUGCUCAUCAACCUCAUUAUAGAACAUAUGAUUUGUGAUACAGAUCCUGAACUUGGAGGAGCAGUCCAACUUAUGGGACUGCUUCGAACUUUAGUUGACCCAGAGAACAUGUUAGCCACUGCCAAUAAAACAGAAAAGACUGAAUUUCUGGGUUUCUUCUACAAGCACUGUAUGCAUGUUCUCACUGCUCCCUUACUAGCAAAUACAACAGAAGACAAACCUAGCAAAGACAAUAUUUGUGGUUCUUCAAGAAAACAAUGCCUCUGUGUUUCAGGUGCCCUUCGUUUUAAGAGAAAGAUUAUUGGAUUAAAAGAUGAGUUUUAUAACCGCUACAUAAUGAAAAGUUUUUUGUUUGAACCAGUAGUGAAAGCAUUUCUCAACAAUGGAUCCCGCUACAAUCUGAUGAACUCUGCCAUAAUAGAGAUGUUUGAAUUUAUUAGAGUGGAAGAUAUAAAAUCAUUAACUGCUCAUGUAAUUGAAAAUUACUGGAAAGCACUGGAAGAUGUAGAUUAUGUACAGACAUUUAAAGGAUUAAAACUGAGAUUUGAACAACAAAGAGAAAGGCAAGAUAAUCCUAAACUUGACAGUAUGCGCUCCAUUCUGAGGAAUCAUAGAUACCGAAGAGAUGCCAGAACACUAGAAGAUGAAGAAGAGAUGUGGUUUAACACAGAUGAAGAUGACAUAGAAGACGGAGAAGCUGUAGUAUCUCCAUCUGACAAAACUAAAAACGAUGAUGAUAUUAUGGAUCCAAUAAGUAAAUUCAUGGAAAGGAAGAAAUUAAAAGAAAGUGAAGAAAAGGAGGUGCUUCUGAAAACAAAUCUUUCUGGACGGCAGAGCCCAAGUUUCAAGCUUUCCCUGUCCAGCGGAACAAAGACUAACCUCACCAGCCAGUCAUCUGCAGCAAACCUGCCUGGUUCUCCAGGCUCGCCCGGAUCCCCAGGAUCUCCAGGCUCUCCUGGAUCCGUCCCUAAAAAUACGUCUCAGACGGCAGCUAUUACUACAAAGGGAGGCCUCGUGGGUCUGGUAGAUUAUCCUGAUGAUGAUGAUGAUGAUGAUGAUGAGGAUGAAGACAAGGAAGAUGCGCUACCAUUGUCAAAGAAAGCAAAAUUUGAUUCAUAAUAGCAGCAACUGCCUACGAUCAGUACCUGUUGAAAAAAACUGCUUCUCUACCCCUCCCCCUUACAAAAUCCACAACAAAGUGCAGUGGUCUCUUGUGAAUGACUGACGCCGAUCAGCCUCACACACUUGGCUUCUGCUCAUCAAGUGCCAAUUGAACGGAGCAGGAGGAGGGGAUAUCAUACAUUUAGGGGGAAGACUUAAGCCUUUGAGCUCUCCAGCUUGGACCACACAUUGCCCUUUUCUCAGGGAAGGAAAUGGAAACAAAAAGCCAACAGGGCAGGGGUUUUGUAAGUGGAACUCUGGAUUGACUGGUCAGUUGCUACAAUCAGAAUACGCUUUCUUGGACCAUGUUUAAGACUCAGAAGAAUGGGCCUUUCUGCCAUAAUUCUUCACUAGUUAAGAAUGCCAGCAGUUUCUUUGUAUAAAGAGACCUGCCUUUAAAAUCGUACAUUCUGAACAUUUUAGUCAAACUACAAGUUUGGAAAACCUCUGUGGGGGAGGGGCGAAUAUAAAGUUUCCUCUUUUUUAUCUGUUCCCUUUGCCCUUCAAACUGCAGAUUUUUUUUUUUAAGUGGGGAUUUGUCCCUGCUUGAUUAAAGAUUGAGUGGAAUUCUAGAUGUGGUCAAUUGUGUCAUAAUUUUUUUUUUUGUUUCAUUUUGUUUUUGAUUUUUUUCUCCUCCCCUGAGUGUAUGCUUAGUUGUUGAAUAUAUAUAUUUGGGACCAUUAAAACUUUUUUUGAUGUAAUAUAACCUGACGUUGUGCUGGU